Messenger RNA from Sclerotinia sclerotiorum 1980 UF-70, 543 nucleotides. RefSeq lists its product with no specific name. The transcript is spliced from 4 exons. NCBI's taxonomy places the organism in Eukaryota, Fungi, Ascomycota, Leotiomycetes, Helotiales, Sclerotiniaceae. The coding region runs from base 1 to 543 and encodes 180 amino acids. The record is from RefSeq and is a predicted model, not a curated record.
AUGUCCACACUACAUCCUGAUAUCGUCGAGUUCAAUCGUCGACCACUUCCUGAUCUCGAUGAGUGCAUGGUUCGACCUUACUCCGUAAGCCAAGGAGCCCUUGGACUUCAAGAUCGCUUCAAUACUGUAGACACUGCGUAUGCAUCAAGAGCAGGGGAGGAAACGGCAGAUAAGCGGAAUAGUGAGAAGGUAUCACUACAACACAAUGUAAUCGAUAUUGCUAGACCCUUACAAGCUCCAUACAUCGGGGAAGAUGCUCGAGUUACUCAGCUACGAAGUGAGUUUCUAAACCGUUCUGCUAGGGAAAAUAUUGACUUUAAAGAAAUCGAUCAAAUACUCAGACAAAUGCCAGCAAACCCUACACCUGAGAGGCUUCCACUCGAAGUCCUCCAGUUUCUGCCACAUUGGUCCCAAUUCCGACACAAAGUGCUACAAUUUAGGGUACAAUGCUUAGAGAAGAAUCUCACCGAUGAACAAAAGGGGCCGGGCUCAGAUUUUCAGUGGAUCAUGGACUGGGAAAGAAAGCAAAAUGAAGGCAUGUAG